Naegleria fowleri is the source of this 1950-nucleotide messenger RNA. RefSeq lists its product as uncharacterized. Bases 1 to 1950 code for a protein of 649 amino acids. NCBI's taxonomy places the organism in Eukaryota, Heterolobosea, Eutetramitea, Acrasida, Naegleriidae. The transcript has a single exon. The record is from RefSeq and is a predicted model, not a curated record. Gene Ontology annotation, biological process: protein phosphorylation; MAPK cascade. Gene Ontology annotation, molecular function: MAP kinase kinase activity; ATP binding.
AUGGUUCUCUCUCUAUCCGGUAGCAGCAGCAACGGUAUACCAAUACCGUCAUCUUCUGCAGCUUCCCCCACCUCUCCAAGAGGAAUCCCUUCCAGCAACAUUACGUCCUCGCCCAACAAUAACUCCAGCCCUAUUCCCAUUCCCAACUUGGGCAACUCUCUCUUCACCAAACGAAAAACCUCUAAUGCCAAAUAUAAGCCAUCCAAUCUUAGUAUUUCAUCAGUGCGGGAUAACAAGGUUUCAAGAACACCCAAACAAUUUGAAAUUCCUCAGGAAUUCUACAUGUAUUCAUCAUCAGUGCCAAAUCCAACAACCACUUCUCGACCUUCUUCAGUUUCUUCAUCAUCCAUGAUGAUGUAUGGCAUGUCAGCAGAUGAGUCAUCAUCAUCCCAUCAACCACCCCAUCAUCACUACCAUUCUAGUAAAUCUCUCUCUUUUGCUAAUACGAGCCAUCGUCAACAAGAUUUGCCAUUCUCUCCACCUUCCACCUCAUCAGCCAUGAUGAUCAACACAUCAACCAUUUCAAGAGGACAACAUGGAAUGCAUUCUGUUUCCUCCUCUUUUUCAAACUCGUCAUCUUUACAAGCCACUCCACAUUCUGCAUCAUCCUCUGGUUUCCAUCACCCUCAUCAUUUCCAUCACUCAUUUUCUCAACAACAUUUUCCACCAAAUUCAUUGGGUCAUAAUCACUACACUUCAGGUUAUUUCAAUCCCAAUAGUUAUGGCGAUAGUAGUAGUGUUUGUUACUCGCUGAGCAGUAGUGUGGAUUCUAGUUGCUCUUUUGCAAGUCAAUGUUUCAGCCCAAAUGGAGGUUCGUUCAUUCCCUACGACAAAUUAAAUAGAAAAUUUAGAAAAAUUAAACCAUUGGGAGAAGGGUCAUCGAGCACGGUAUCUCUUGUACAACAAGAGAGCACUGGUCUAUGCUUUGCUGAGAAGAUCAUUGAACAUUAUGAAGAACGAGAAUCCAUUGUAAAGAAUGAAGUUAAAUUUCUAUCGAUAUGUAAACCCUGUCCAAACGUUGUGACGCUCUAUGACUGUUUUCAGAAAGGAAAUUCUAUUCACUUGAUUUUGGAAUAUAUGGAAGGAAAUUCUUUGGACAUCAUUGCCAAAAGAUACGGUAAACUUUCAAAGAAACAACGUCAAGCCAUUGAGGAAGAUUUGGAUGCACCUUUACCAGCUCAUCUCUCACCAAUGACCUAUGAGGAUUGUGGUGACUCAGAGUUAAUUACUUAUGACGACGAUUUAGAUGACUUGAAUGGAAAUGAUGUUAUGGAAGAUGAAAUGUUCCCCAUGUCAGAUGUUAACAGUAAGGCGGACAAACAGACAAAGAAACAUCAUUCAGCUCGCAGAAGGCUAUUCGCAGAAGAGACUACUGAUAGUGCUAAAAACAGUGCCAGUGACCGUUGCCGCGGUAUUCCAGAGGAGAUUCUGGGCUUAAUGGUUGUUCAAGUUAUAAGAGCACUUUGCUUCUUAGAUGAACACAAUGUAAUUCAUUCUGACAUUAAGCCUAGCAAUAUUCUUCUCAAUAGGAGAGGCGAAGUGAAAUUGACAGAUUUUGGGCUUUCCACUUAUGCUGAUGUUCCACAGAAUAGACUAGGAUCUUUUGCCUACAUGAGCCCAGAAAAAUUACAACAUGGAAAGCAUAGUCACAAAUCUGAUAUCUAUUCAUUAGGUGUUUCCAUGUUGGAAUUGUCGAAAUGCCAAUUCCCAUUUUCAGAGAGUGGUUUUCAUAUGCACGAAAUUCAAACUCUGGAUGUGGAAAAAUUCGUUGGAGAUUCGCAUUCUUAUGAUUUUAAGGACUUUGUGAAGAAGUGCAUCCAAAUUGAUCCUUCCUCAAGGCUUUGUGCUUCAGAAUUAUUGCAACAUGAAUGGAUGCAACCUUUUAAGAAUUUAGAUAGUGACAUUGUUUGUGCCAAAAUUGCAAAUUGGUACAAUAAACUGUUUUCUUGA